GUGUAACGUCAGACGCCGACAAAUUCGCCGCGUGUUUCAAAAGCAACAGGUUCCCGGUGGUAGUUCAACAUGGCGACUCGACCUGGUCCGGAUGAACGACACAAAUAGAAAGAUGUGUGGGGAUUUUUUUCUGCGCACGGAGACCAGGUGGAAGUUGUCAAGCAUAAAAGUACGCUCCUGAAACUGAAAGACAAAGAAUGGUCAUCCUGAAGAUCUUCAACACAGAUGGAGAACGCACACAUCAGCGAGUCAGUGGACGUUCUGUCCCACUUUGGCGUAACUGAGGAAACGGGCCUCACUCCUGAACAGGUCAAGAAGAACCUGGACAAGUAUGGCUACAACGAGCUUCCAGCAGAGGAGGGAAAGAGUAUCUGGGAGUUGGUGGCGGAACAGUUUGAGGACCUGUUAGUCAGAAUCUUACUCCUGGCAGCCUGCAUCUCCUUCGUCCUGGCUUGGUUUGAAGAAGGCGAGGAGACUGUCACUGCCUUUGUGGAGCCCUUCGUCAUCCUCCUCAUCCUCAUUGCAAAUGCUGUUGUUGGAGUGUGGCAGGAGCGAAAUGCAGAAAGUGCCAUUGAGGCUCUGAAGGAGUACGAGCCUGAGAUGGGGAAAGUGUACAGGGCAGACAGGAAGAGUGUGCAGAGAAUCAAGGCCAGGGAGAUCGUUCCUGGUGACGUGGUGGAGGUUUCAGUUGGCGACAAAGUUCCAGCCGACAUCAGGAUCAUCUCCAUCAAGUCCACCACCCUGCGUGUGGACCAGUCCAUCCUCACUGGUGAGUCCGUCAGUGUGAUCAAACACACUGACGCCGUGCCGGACCCCCGCGCUGUCAACCAGGACAAGAAGAACAUGCUGUUUUCUGGAACCAACAUCGCUGCUGGAAAAGCCACUGGUAUCGCCGUGGCCACCGGGGUGUCCACUGAGAUCGGUAAGAUCCGUGACCAGAUGGCUGCCACCGAGCAGGAGAAGACGCCCCUGCAGCAGAAACUGGACGAGUUUGGAGAGCAGCUCUCUAAGGUCAUCUCCCUCAUCUGUGUGGCCGUCUGGAUAAUCAACAUUGGCCACUUCAAUGACCCGGUCCAUGGAGGCUCCUGGUUCCGUGGUGCCAUCUACUAUUUCAAGAUCGCCGUGGCCCUGGCUGUGGCUGCCAUUCCUGAAGGUCUGCCGGCUGUCAUCACCACCUGCCUGGCUCUGGGAACACGCCGCAUGGCAAAGAAAAACGCCAUCGUCAGAAGCCUGCCCUCUGUGGAGACUCUGGGUUGCACCUCCGUCAUCUGCUCAGACAAGACCGGUACCCUCACCACCAACCAAAUGUGUGUAACCAAGAUGUUCGUCAUUGAUAAAAUGGAUGGUGACAACGUUUCCCUGGGUCAGUUUGACAUCUCAGGCUCCAAGUACACUCCGGAGGGAGAAGUUACAAAGAACGGUUCGUCUGUGAGGUGUGGUCAGUACGAUGGACUGGUGGAGCUGGCGACCAUCUGCGCUCUGUGCAAUGACUCUUCUCUGGACUACAACGAGUCCAAAGGUAUUUAUGAGAAAGUGGGCGAAGCUACAGAAACAGCUCUGUGCUGUUUGGUGGAGAAGAUGAACGUGUUCAGCACUGAGGUGCGAGGACUGUCCAAAGUGGAAAGGGCGAACACGUGCUGCAACGUGAUCAAACAGCUAAUGAGGAAAGAGUUCACCCUGGAGUUCUCCAGAGACAGGAAGUCAAUGUCCGUCUACUGCUCACCUGCCAAGUCUCCCAAAGCUUCUGUCGGGAACAAGAUGUUUGUCAAGGGAGCUCCAGAGGGCGUCAUCGACCGUUGUACCUACGUCAGAGUUGGCACCACCCGUGUGCCUUUAACUGCACAGGUCAAAGACCACAUCAUGUCAGUCAUCAAGGAGUGGGGGACGGGGCGUGACACUCUGCGCUGCUUGGCUCUGGCCACCUGCGAUAGUCCCCUGAAGAAGGAGGAGAUGAAACUGGAAGACUCCACCAAGUUUGCAGACUAUGAGACCGACAUGACGUUUGUGGGCUGUGUGGGCAUGCUUGACCCUCCUCGAAAGGAAGUGAGCAGUUCCAUUGAGCUGUGCAGAGCUGCCGGCAUCAGAGUCAUCAUGAUUACUGGUGACAACAAGGGUACCGCUGUGGCCAUCUGCCGCCGCAUCGGCAUCUUCAGUGAGGACGAGGAUGUCACCAGUAAAGCCUUCACCGGUCGCGAGUUUGACGACCUCUCUCUGUGCGAUCAAAAGAACGCCGUCAGAAAAGGCUGCUGCUUCGCCAGAGUUGAACCGUCCCACAAAUCAAAGAUCGUUGAGUUCCUGCAGGGCUUUGACGAGAUCACGGCCAUGACUGGAGAUGGAGUGAACGAUGCCCCUGCCUUGAAAAAGGCGGAGAUUGGCAUCGCCAUGGGCUCUGGCACUGCCGUUGCCAAGUCUGCCUCUGAGAUGGUCCUGGCUGACGACAACUUUUCUUCUAUUGUGUCUGCUGUUGAGGAGGGCAGAGCCAUUUACAACAACAUGAAGCAGUUCAUCCGCUACCUCAUCUCCUCCAAUGUUGGCGAGGUCGUGUGUAUCUUCCUCACGGCUGCCCUUGGUCUGCCCGAGGCUCUGAUCCCUGUCCAGCUGCUGUGGGUCAACCUUGUGACUGACGGUCUUCCUGCAACUGCACUGGGCUUCAACCCCCCAGACCUGGACAUCAUGGGCAAAGCUCCACGCUCCCCCAAGGAACCGCUCAUUUCCGGCUGGCUCUUCUUCAGAUAUCUGGCCAUUGGAGGUUAUGUCGGUGCUGCCACUGUAGCAGCUGCCGCCUGGUGGUUCCUGUACUGUGAUGAAGGACCAAUGGUCACCUUCUACCAACUGUCCCACUUUAUGCAGUGCAGCGAAGACAAUGAAGAUUUUGAGGGCAUACACUGUGAGGUGUUUGAGGCUGCCCCCCCCAUGACCAUGGCUCUGUCUGUGUUGGUCACCAUUGAGAUGUGCAACGCUCUUAACAGCUUGUCUGAGAACCAGUCUCUGGUUCGCAUGCCCCCCUGGAGCAACUGCUGGCUGAUGGCUGCCAUGACCCUCUCCAUGUCCCUUCACUUCAUGAUCAUCUACGUCGACCCCCUGCCCAUGAUCUUCAAACUCACUCACUUGAACGUGGAGCAGUGGUUGAUGGUGCUGAAGCUCUCCAUCCCUGUCAUCCUCCUGGAUGAGCUUCUCAAGUUUGUGGCUCGUACUUAUCUGGAGGCCUAAACAACUCCCUCCCCCUCUGUCUUACCCCUGUAACAAAACCAGGAAAAGGUCUGUUUGUCCUGCAGGAAAAGUCUAGAGGUGAAAUUUAAAUGAGGGACAAAGAGAAGCACAGAGACAAAAAAGGAUGGAGGGAAAAAAGGUGGAGCACUUCCACUGACGGCAAGUCGGCCGUCACUCAUCUGAUGUCAUUAACCACCACCAGUGGCCUUAAUAUGUGCGCAAACACAUAAGCCAUCUGAAAAUACAACAAAAAAAGCUGCAAAUUUUUUUUCUGUGUAUGUACUGAAAUUAAUAUAAUAUAUAGGUUAAAGUUAUUAAAACUAUUCUGUGUUGAUGCUAUUCUUAAAGAAUAAAGGUACUGUAUGUAUUAAAAGAGACGUCAGCGUCAGUGGUAAAUUCCCUGUUAAUUAUUUUGUUUGAAUAGACCAUGUAUAAAUAUGGACGUAGUUUUCUGGUGUCAAAGUUUGUUAUUCAGUUUAGAGGAAAACAAGCACUAAAGCAAAACUUCGAAGCAUCCAAUAAAACUCUGCUCAUGGACUGUUAUUGGAUGAUUUAAGCAAAUGACCUACAACAAUUGCCUAGAAUUUACUGGAAAGUCCAGCUGUCAAUCACAGGUCUCGAAUUUUGCUUUAUCGUCUAUUUUCCUCUGAAUAGGAUCAUAAUUUAAAAGAUUGCCGUCACUGUCAACUUACUGUGGGGACUCUUAGAUUUAACAAUAAAAAACUGAAAGGUGAUUAAAAACGUCAACGGUUGCCCAGCUUGUAUCCUAGUUGUUACAGAAUCUCAAAUCAGAAGGUUGCCAGUUUGAAUCCCAUGACCGACAAGACUGCGGUGUGUUGAACACCCACCAAAAACUCUGGUGCAGUAAAAUGAAGCCCACUGUUGCUGUGUGUCCAGUGUCACUUCCACGGGCUAAUUUUGUUGUGUGUAACAAUCUGUACAAUGACAAAUGAAUAAAGCUAUUGACAGUUAUGCUUGGGUGAAAUGAAGUAUAUGCACAAGUCAGGUAUCAAAUGAUGCAGAAGGGUGUUGGACCUAUGGCAGGUCAGAUACAUCUGGGUUAGUUUCUCGUUGUUUAAUUGGUCGUUUACGAAAAAAUAGCAGAGCCGUGAAGAAUUAAUGUUAAAUGACUCUGUAAUUAACAUGUUUGUGUUGGUUCUUGUUUAUCCAUCUUCAUCUAGACAAAUUUACAACCAAGUAACUUCAUUGUUUUUUUUUCAAAGUUUGUCCUUGAAGAAAACAGACCUUAGCGUUUGGGUAAGAAAUGUCAGCCGUAAACACAAACAUGACCAGUUGUCUGCUACUAAACCUUCGACAAUAGUCAUCCGGUAUAUAACAGUUCCUGCUUAAGAAAAAAA
Cynoglossus semilaevis (tongue sole) is the source of this 4568-nucleotide messenger RNA. It is a transcript of the gene atp2a1, whose product is annotated as ATPase sarcoplasmic/endoplasmic reticulum Ca2+ transporting 1. Bases 226 to 3210 code for a protein of 994 amino acids. The transcript is spliced from 28 exons. Gene Ontology annotation, biological process: calcium ion transport. Gene Ontology annotation, cellular component: membrane. Lineage: Eukaryota; Metazoa; Chordata; Actinopteri; Pleuronectiformes; Cynoglossidae. The record is from RefSeq and is a predicted model, not a curated record. Gene Ontology annotation, molecular function: ATP binding; ATP hydrolysis activity; P-type calcium transporter activity.